Molecule: messenger RNA, 1717 nt
Organism: Leptinotarsa decemlineata (Colorado potato beetle)
Lineage: Eukaryota; Metazoa; Arthropoda; Insecta; Coleoptera; Chrysomelidae
Product: probable cytosolic Fe-S cluster assembly factor GI11683
Source: RefSeq, a predicted model, not a curated record
AAAUAAAAUGACAAUAUAACCUAGGUUUAUCUUUUGAAAAUCAUUCAGAAUGUCACGUUUUAGCGGAGCCCUACAGAUUACCGACCUAGAUGACUUUAUUACGCCGUCACAGGAAUGCAUCAAACCAGUUCAAAUUCAGAAAACUACAAGCUCAACUGGGUCCAAAAUAAAAAUACAGGAAGACGGUUAUUUUCAAAUUGAAGAGGAUGGAACGAAGCACAAGUUGCAGAAAGUCGAAAUCACCCUGGCUGAUUGUUUAGCAUGUUCUGGUUGUAUAACGUCAGCUGAGAGCAUACUGGUAUCCCAACAAAGUCAAGAGGAGUUAUUAAGAGUAUUUGAAGAAAACAAAAAGGCGAAUAUGGAGGACGGCCGACUGGCAAAAUUGAUAGUUGUCUCAUUAUCCAUCCAGCCUGUACUGUCUCUGGCACUUCGUUACGGCUUAUCCCCAAAUGAGUGUGCUUCAAAACUAACGUACUAUUUCAAGCAACUUGGCGCCGAUAUGGUUGUUGAUAUGACGAUUGCUGAUGAUUUUGCACUAUUAGAAUCACAAAAGGAGUUUGUCAGAAGACACCGCACAGUAGAGAGUCAUGGAACGAAGAAUGUCUUACCACUCAAUGUAGCAAAAAUUGUUAUUAUUCUAGGGUGGGUAUGCUACGCUGAAAAAACACACGGAUCCUACAUUUUACCAUUUAUAUCCACGACAAAAUCGCCGCAGCAAAUCAUGGGGUCUCUCAUAAAGCAGUGGGUUGGUCAUAACCUCGGGGAUCGCCAGAUUUACCACGUUACCGUCAUGCCAUGUUACGAUAAGAAACUGGAAGCCUCGCGCCAAGAUUUUUUCAACAAAGAUACCCAAAGCCCGGAAGUGGAUUGUGUGAUAACCGCAAUCGAGUUGGAACAGAUGAUGGAUAAAGACGGAGUGUCUUUGGGCUCAUUACCGAAUUCAAAACUAUCCCAACCUUGGAUUCCUAAGCCCGACAGCGACGUUGCACCUUCCCUGACGAGGCAUAUAGGAUCUAGUUCUGGUGGGUACGCCGACCACAUCUUCAAAUAUGCAGCUAGAGAGUUGUUCGGGGAAGAGUGCGAUAAUUUGGAGUACAAGAGCUUGAGGAAUCCAGAUUUCAAAGAGGUUUUGUUACAGAAAGACGGUAAGGUAUUACUGAGAUUCGCUAUCGCUAACGGAUUUAGGAACAUACAGAAUUUGGUACAGAAACUGAAGAGAGGAAAGUCGCAGUAUCAGUAUGUUGAGGUUAUGGCAUGCCCGUCAGGAUGUUUGAAUGGAGGUGCUCAAGUUAGACCAAAGACCGGAUCUACUGUAAGAGAACUGACGACGGAACUGGAAAACAUGUACAACUCUCUUCCGUGUCAGUCUCCAGAGGAAAAUAAAACCGUCAUGGAAUUGUAUGAAGCUUGGUUGGGCGGUCAAGAAAGCGACAAAUGUAGUUCCGUUUUGCACACACAGUAUCAUGCCGUGGAGAAAGAAGAGACUAUGUUGAAUAUAAAGUGGUAGAAAAUGUUAGCUACUAGGAAACUUGAGUUUCAGCAAUGAAUAGACGUUUUAAUUAUAAAUAAAUGUAUAUUAACUUGAACAAACACUGGGGAAAACUUAUUAUCCUAAGGAAUAUUUAUUUUGAAUAUAAAAUAUAUAAAACAUGAAAAACAGUAAUUUUACAACACAAAUCUGUAACAUUACUAAACAAUAAUAAACAGUUUACAGUUA